Messenger RNA from Exophiala mesophila, 1310 nucleotides. RefSeq lists its product as uncharacterized. The coding region runs from base 255 to 1034 and encodes 259 amino acids. The transcript has a single exon. The record is from RefSeq and is a predicted model, not a curated record. NCBI's taxonomy places the organism in Eukaryota, Fungi, Ascomycota, Eurotiomycetes, Chaetothyriales, Herpotrichiellaceae.
GUCCAGCCAAAACAUCCAGACUUUCCAAAGCAAGGACCAACCAGCCAACACAGAAUGCAUCACGACCCUGGUUACCGCAAAACUACAAAGACCAUUGCUGCCCUUCUGGAAGAUCCCUUUUUCUCUUCCCCCAUCGACACGUACGACACACCCGACACACACCACUCGACAUCUGCCAUCUGAGCCAAAGCCUCGCUCCUGGUCAACAUUCUUGUCAUAUCCCGAGUUGUCUCUAGACGAAUCCACAUCUCACCAUGGCUCUCGGCGGUGCCAUCCUCCGCUUCAGCCAAAUCGGCGUCCGUGGUCUGCAGUUCUGCUGUGCCGCCAUUAUUCUAGGCAUUUACUCCUACUUUCUCGCCGUCCUAACCAACCAUGAUAUCAACAUUCCCACCUGGGAGAAGGCUGUCACGGGCAUGUCAGGCUCCGCGGUUCUUUACACCAUCUUCGGAUUCCUCUUCACCCUUUGCCUUGGCGGCAUCGCCUUCCUUUCCUACAUUGCCAUCUUCCUCGACAUCUGCUUCAUCGGCUGCUUUGCUGCCAUUGCCUACUAUACCAGACACGGCGCCAACUCCUGCCAGGGUAUUGUCAACACUCCCAUUGGCACCGGCCUUAGCAACGAAGAAGCCCCUGGUGCAGGUGACUGGGGUUAUGUCUGCAGUCUGAACACCGCAUGCUUCGCUGUUUCCAUCCUCGGCAUCUUCCUCUUCAUCGCCAGUGCCGGUCUUCAAUUCUUGCUGGCUCGUCGUCACAAGAAGGACAAGGCUUUCGGCCCAUCUCCCAACAACGAUUACACUGCUGGACCUGGUCGCCGACCAUUCUGGAAGCGCAGCCGCAAGGUUCAAGAUACACGUGACGCAGAGGCUGCCACUGCACAUGCCGGCCACCAUCAUACUCUAGGCCGACACAGUCACGAAACUGGUAUGACCGGCUCGACGAUGCACGGCGGAAAUGUCCCUCUUACCAGCGAGCCCAAGUACGGCCAACCUGGGUAUGGUAUGGAGGGCUACAGCGCUCCUACAGGUGUAGCACGAUAAUCGUCACGUGUUGUUCUUGGCUCUCACACUCUGGGCCCCCAAUGAGACAAAAACAAAACUCGUCAUACCAAAGCUGCAUCAAUGUAUUGCACAAACAGAUAUCGACAGUCAAGACCAGGAUGUUUGGCUUGUACCAACAUUACCACGAUUUCCAUUGCGUCUAUCGGUCUUGUGAGCGCGGCGCAACAGUAACAGGAAUGAGUUAUAUGACAGUACGCUAGAAAGGUCGCUUAUCAGCACCAUUUCAUACUUAAUGUUAAUUAUUGAAAUAUUGAA